GUCGGGAGUGCGCAGCCGCCUGGUGACGCUCGCGAUGUCCCCUGGGUGGGGCGGGUAGGUAGGUGGGGUGGGGUGAUGCUGGGUGUGCGGGCGCGGCCGGCCUCCCGCGGCUUGAGGGGAGGGUCAGUGAAAUUGGCUCCGGCGCGGGCGUCCUUCCACCCUCCCCUUCCUUCGGGGGAGUCGGUUUACCCGCCGCCUGCUUGCUUUCGACACUUGAUUGGCUGCCGAUGCUGUGGGAGCGGGCCUUUGCUACUGGCUCGAGUCUCACAUGAGCGAAACCACUGCGCGGGGCGCAGGGGUGGCGGGGAGGCGGGCGUUGGUACGGUCCUCCCCGAGGCCCAGCGCCGCAGUGUCUGGCCCCGCGCCCCUGCGCAACGUGGCAGGAAGCGCGCGCUGGAAACGGGGGCGGGCUGCCGGCCGAGACUUCUGGAUUGCGACGGUGGCGGCUCCGCCCCGGGUUCCCACCGCCUGAAGGGCAAGACAAGCCCGAUAUGCUACAGGCACUCGUGGGGGUUGGGGAGGAGCAGGGGUCGGUCCGGCUGGUUUGUGGGUGGGAGGCGCGUGUUCUCCAAAAACCGGCGCGAGCUGCAAUCCUGAGGGAGCUGCGGUGGAGGAGGCGGAGAAAAGGCCGCACCCUUCUGGGCAGGGGGAGGGGAGUGCCGCAAUACCUUUAUGGGAGUUCUGUGCUGCUUCCCGUCUUGUAAGGACCGCCCUGGGCCUGGAAGAAGCCCUCCCUCCUCUCUCCGCCCGCGUGAUCUCGUCAUCGCCUCCAUGUUGAGUCGCUUCUGGAUUAUGGGCGGGAUUCUUUUGCCUAGGCUUAAGGGGCUAACUUGGUACCUGGGCGUUGCCCUGGAGGGGAGUGAGCAGGUGUAAGAUUUGAGGGGCGAGUCCGAUUAGUUAUCUUCCCACGGACUUGAGUUGGUGUCGAGGUUAUUGUAAUGAGGGUGGGGUAGGGAAAUAGAGCCUAGUCAUUCACCUGGGGCUGAUUUUAUGCAACUAGAGUGCAGAUUAUCACUACUUACCAUUUUUGGAGUGUUUUUCUAGAGAUAGACGUAGAUUAAAGCAUGAUCACCUAAGUUUUAUGCCUUUUAAGACCCUUGCUGCACCCCCAAAGUGUAGCAUCAGAUUAAAUCUUAAUAGAAAAAUUUUAGCCUUUGCUUGAGAAACCAGUGCUUCCCUCCCUCCACCUCCCCCCAGGCUCUCUCCCCCUUUGCAUCCGUACCAGGCAUCUUAGCACCUCUCACUCAUACUUGAUCCCAUUUUCCAUUUGUUGUACUUGCUCAUCCAGUAUUCAGACAUAGCACUAGCUUUCUCCCUCUCUUGAUCUUGGGUAGCCGGGUGACUCACGAAACCAGACAGAUUGGUUCCACCACAAAUUAAGGCUUGAGCUGGGGCCUUACUCUUACCCAGCAGUGCUUUUAUUCCUCCCUAGUUCUCGUUCUUUAAGUGUUUACCUGGAUUUUCAUUUUAUCCUUUUUCCUUAGCUGGGAUUCUAUCCCUGACCCUCUUCACAGUCCAGGUGAUCUUGACUACUGCUUUACAGAGAAUUGGACCUGAGGUUAGGCAACAUCUCCCUUUCUCUUCCUCUAAAUACCUUUCGAGGCAUCCCUUUAUUUCUGUUCUCAACAGUUAGUAACUGAGCUCAGAUGCCUGUGUGACAGCUUCCAAAUUGCUGUCUCUGUGUUUAGUGUUAUAUUCUGAUCCAUCUUACAUCUUGUUAGAAUGAUUGUCCUAAAGGAAGAUAGAACGUGAAAAUGACAGAUGAAACUCCAUUACUGGCUUGUACUGUUUACAGCAAGUUGUCUAACCCGCGGGGUGCAUGGGACCCAGGACAGCUUUGAAUGCAGCCCAAGACAAAUUUGUAAACUUUCUUAAAAUGUUAGAUUUGUUUGCGGGGUGUUUUUGUUUUUUGGUGGUGGUGGUGUUUUUUUGUUUCUUUUUUUCUCAUCAGCUAUCCUGUAUGUGUGGCCCAGGGAAGCCAAAAGAUUGGACACCCCUGGUUUACAGGAUGAAUUGUGUCCUCGUGAAUGUGAUGCAUAAGGUCCCCGGAUAGACUUACCUCAAUUUAACAGCUUUUUCAUUUUUCACUAUUUUCCACAUAUUACACGCACAAACAUGACCUCUCUCCUGAAGUCACAUGGAAUGAAUUGCAGUUACCCAAAUCAUAGACAUUGUCAUGUAUCUUUGUGAAGUGGUUCUUUCUGGAAUGCUACCCUUGCUGCUUUUAGUCCUGCAGAUUCAAAUGUCAUCUCCCCUUUGGUCAUGCCUUCCAUGGUCUGUUGUUCUAUGAGCCAAACUCCCCUAUUGAAAAAGGAGUUUUCUCCUGAGCAGUUUGUACUGCGUGGCUCAUAGUACUUCUCGGGUUGUUGUCAUUGCUGAUUUAAACUAUCUUAACUAUUCUGAGCUUUUUGAAGGAACAGUGUCUUGUGUCUUGUACUCCUGAGCUCCUAGUAUACUCUGAUGUCUAGCGAACCCUAAGUAAGUGGACUGAAGCGACAUGUAAAUGUCUUUAUGGUUUGACAUUUUAUUCAUCUUGAGCAUUGGAAAAGUGGCUGGCAUGACUGAAGAACUGAAUUUUAUCUAAUUUAAAUUGCAACUGUGGACAGUGUAGCUGUAGCCCCAGACUUAUUCUGUGGAUUACAGAAUACAUGGACAUUGAUUGUUUCUUUGUAUUGAGCAAUAAGGAAAUAAAAGCUGAAGCUCUCUGGCCCAUUAAAUUUUAUUUAACUGCUUGUUUUAUUUUUUUAUAUAUUUAGCUGAAAGCUAAGUCCAACAAACCAUUUUUAAAGAUGUGCCUGCCUUGGACAACAGUGAAAGCAAGUGUUAAUGAGUUUGGAUUUAAAAAAAAAUGUAUAAUGAAUUUUAGGGAGGUGAGAUUCCAUUAAACUGUUACAGGAGCUACAUAGUUAAAUAUAUCAGAACUUAAAUGAAGAAUAGGUCUGUAUGAUAUAAAUGGCACCCAGCCUAAAUUUCUGUCCUACAAGUUUUUACUUCUUGGAAACACUUGAUUGGAGGAGCUCUAAGCAUCAUAUCUUGAGUUACAGAAAACAAUCACAAAGUAAGUUUUAUCUGAGGAAUUAUAAUACCAACAUUUUAACACCAAAUGCUUUUUAUAUGCUAAUAUAGUAUCUUAUACAUUUUAAUUAUCUUUUUUUUUUUUGAGAUGGAGUCUUAGUGCCACCCAGUCUGGAUUGCAGUGGUGUAAUCAUGGUUUACGCAGCCUUAACUUCCUGGGCUCAAGUGAUCCUCCUGCCUCAGCCGC
Molecule: messenger RNA, 3262 nt
Organism: Mandrillus leucophaeus (drill)
Lineage: Eukaryota; Metazoa; Chordata; Mammalia; Primates; Cercopithecidae
Source: RefSeq, a predicted model, not a curated record